Molecule: messenger RNA, 1464 nt
Organism: Didymodactylos carnosus
Lineage: Eukaryota; Metazoa; Rotifera; Eurotatoria; Philodinida; Philodinidae
Source: the annotation of a GenBank genome assembly
AUGUUAACUCCAGCUGAAACAUCGAUAGCAGGCGAAAUAAAUUCAGAAGAUGGCUCAUAUCCUCCAACAACAACAACAAUAAAUUUAAACUAUUAUCCACAAUAUCCUUGUACAAACAAUGAUGAUAAUAACAAUUAUCAUUCACAUCAAACCUAUUCAACACCAAUCUUAAAUGAUUAUAUAUACCCAUCAAAUUCAUCGUCUUCGUAUUAUACAUCAUCACCAUCACCAAUCUGUGAUAAUAUAGCAAAACGUAUUCGUUAUCGUUCAUCGUUUAAUAGCAACACACCCGAUGAUCAAAAACAAAUUCUAUCAACAACAAAUUAUGCCGCAUCAACACCAAAAGUACGCUCACCAUUAGCCAUGCCACCAGCAAUGAUACAACAACGACAAGUACCCUGUUAUGAUUAUAUUUCCAUGCAACAUUCACAGGAUGAACAAACAACGAAUUAUGAUGCCUAUCAGUACUAUAUGACCAACAGUAAUCAUUCAAUAUCAUCACCAUCGCGACCACUACAUCAAAAUUAUGAUGGUAAUAUUAUUGCAACUUCAGGACAUAUUGCUGUGCGUUUGCAACACGGAGAUUUGUGGACAAAAUUUCAUCAACAUACAACAGAAAUGAUUAUCACAAAACAAGGACGUCGAAUGUUUCCCACUCUACAAUUUCAUGUAUUUGGCUUAAAUCCAGAUUCGACUUAUAAUCUGUAUGUUGAUAUGGUAUUGGUUGAUACAAAUCAUUGGAAAUUUAAUUUGGGAAAAUGGGUAUCAUGUGGACAAGCUGACCAAUGUCAAAAAUCAAAUCGUAUUUAUAUUCAUCCUGAUAGUCCAAAUACAGGUCAACAUUGGAUGAAAAAUGAAAUAUCAUUUAGUAAAUUAAAAUUAACGAAUAAUCGAUCAAUACCACCUGGACAUAAUACAAAUAUGACAUUAAUUUUAAAUUCUAUGCACAAAUACCAACCACGUUUACAUAUCGUUGAAGUUAGUCGAAUAAAUAUUGGAAAUAGCCGAUGUUCGACGUUAGAACAACAGACUAAAACUGGACAAGAACAUACAUUCUUUUUUGUGGAAACACAAUUUAUUGCUGUAACUGCAUAUCAAAACACGGAUAUAACACAAUUGAAAAUCGAUCAUAAUCCAUUUGCCAAAGGUUUUCGCGAUUCAACUGACAAAGGAUAUGGGUCUCAUAGUAAUAGUAUAGUGACAUCAUCCGAUCCAUAUUAUCAUCAUCAGUCAUCCGCUUCUUCAUCGCCUCAUUUGUCUUAUCCGCAACAGCAUUCUCCUCAAUCAUUGCAAAAUACCUCAUAUUAUGAAACAAAUCAUUAUUCAUCUUCACUUAAACGAAAAAUGAUCGGUUAUACGGGACAACAUCAAUCACAAAAUUCAACAUGGUUUCCCGAUAAUAGACAGUCAAAAAGAAAUAAAUCGCAUGAUGAUUCUGAACAAAAUCCCUAUAAUAGUUAUUAA